Messenger RNA from Coregonus sp. 'balchen', 15261 nucleotides. Lineage: Eukaryota; Metazoa; Chordata; Actinopteri; Salmoniformes; Salmonidae. The record is from the annotation of a GenBank genome assembly.
AUGAGUGAGAAAGAAGAGGUAGAGAGGGGGACAGAAGACUAGCUCAUCUCCACUCUGUUGUAGAGACUGGAUCUAUUCCCCUGGUUCAGUAGGGUGAGACUGGACUGCUGUCUAGAACACCUGAGCAAACGUCCAUUCAAUGUCUUGUGGGUAAGUACUAUCUAUAGACACAGUUAGCAUGUGAAGCUCACAGGUGUGAAAGGGGAAGAGAGCCCAACUCAAACUGCUGCAGGUGUUUUGUUUCAAUAACCUGUAUGUUUGUGUGUCUGCAAUUCCUGGUGUUAACCACUGUUCUAACACCUGCAGUACAAACGUCUGUUAGUCUGCAUGUGUGUGCGCGUGCGUUCUCGCUCGCAUGCUUGUGUAUGUAUACUCUAGCCUUCUGUAAUGUAUGUAUUUUAAGAUAUUACAAAUAAUAUGUGGGAGUACUAAUCAUUAUGUUCUCAUUGGCUGAUCAUUCUGAGUGUACACCUUCCUAUUAUUGAGUUGCACCCGCUUUUGUCCUCAGAAAAGCCUCAAUUAGACUCCUGCACUCUACAAGGUGUCAAAAGCAUUCCACAGGGAUGCUGGCCCAUGUUGACUUCAAUGCUUCCCACAGUUGUAUCAAGUUGGAUGGAUUUUCUUUUGGGUGGUGGACCAUUUUUGAUACACACAGGAAACUGUUGAAUGUGAAAAACCCAGCAGCGUUGCAGUUCUUGACACAAACCGGUGCGCCUGACACCUACGACCAUACUGCGUUCAAAGGCACUUCAAUCUUUUGUCUUGCCAUUCACCCUCUGAAUGGCACACUUGCUCAAUCCAUGUCUCCAGGCUUAAAACCCCUUCUUUAUCCUGUCUCCUCCCCUUCAUCUACACUGAUUGAAGUGGAUUUAACAGGUAACAUCAAUAAGGGAUCAUAGCUUUCACCUGGAUUCACCUGGUCAGUCUAUGUCACAGAAUCUUUUGUAUACUCAGUGUAUUUACAUAUAUUUAAAUCUCACUGUUAAAGGUCCAUGCAAGAGAAACAUGAUUUGCAAGUCAAAGUGAUAGCCCUGGAAGAGUUUUGUUUUGACAAUAGUUACUGUCAGACAUGGCUCUCACCUUGGGGUCUUUUUCUUUGUUCUUUUUUCAUUUGACCAUUUCCACACAUACUGUACAUAAAACAGAAUGAUUGUUAUUUAUUUCAAACCCAUCCCUCACCAGUGGAGGCUGCUGAGGGGAGGACGGCUCAUAAUAAUGGCUGGAACGGAGUAAAUGCAAUGGCAACAAACACAUGGAAACCAUGUGUGUUUUACAUUUACAUUUACAUUUACGUCAUUUAGCAGACGCUCUUAUCCAGAGCGACUUACAAAUAGGUGCAUUCACCUUAUAGCCAGUGGGAUAACCACUUUACAAUGUUUUUUUUUGGAGGGGGGGGGGGGGGGGGGGGGGUAGAAGGAUUACUUUAUCCUAUCCCAGGUAUUCGUUAAAGAGGUGGGGUUUCAAAUGUCUCCGGAAGGUGGUGAGUGACACCGCUGUCCUGGCGUCGUGAGGGAGCUUGUUCCACCAUUGGGGUGCCAGAGCAGCGAACAGUUUUGACUGGGCUGAGCGGGAACUAUGCUUCCGCAGAGGUAGGGGAGCCAGCAGGCCAGAGGUGGAUGAACGCAGUGCCCUCGUUUGGGUGUAGGGACUGAUCAGAGCCUGAAGGUACGGAGGUGCCGUUCCCCUCACUGCUCCGUAGGCAAGCACCAUGGACUUGUAGCGGAUGCGAGCUUCAACUGGAAGCCAGUGGAGUGUGCGGAGGAGCGGGGUGACGUGAGAGAACUUGGGAAGGUUGAACACCAGACGGGCUGUGGCAUUCUGGAUGAGUUGUAGGGGUUUAAUGGCACAGGCAGGGAGCCCAGCCAACAGCGAGUUGCAGUAAUCCAGACGGGAGAUGACAAGUGCCUGGAUUAGGACCUGUGCCGCUUCCUGUGUAAGGCAGGGUCGUACUCUCCGAAUGUUGUAGAGCAUGAACCUACAGGAUAUUUUUAUUUGAUUUUAGAUUUUUAAUCCCAGCCCCCGUCCCCGCAGGAGGCCUUUUGCCUUUUGGUAGGCCAUCAUUGUAAAUAAGAAUUUGUUCUUAACUGACUUGCCUAGUUAAAUAAAGGUUAAAUAAAAAAAGGGGGUUUGAUGUAUUUGAUACCAUUUCACCCAUUCUGCUCCAGCCAUUACCACAAGCCCGUCCUCCCCAAUUAAGGUGACCCAACCUCCUGUGUCCCACCCUUCCCUUCAGAGGACAAAAGCAGUCUUGUUUUAGACACAUAUCUUGUUUUUUAACAUAUCUUUUUCUACAUACAUGCCAAUUUUCCACACAGUAUUACAUGACAAAAAGGUGAAUCCAGGUGAAAGCUAUGAUCCCUUAUUGAUGUCCACUUCAAAUCAGUGUAGAUGAAGGGAAGGAGACAGGUUAAAUAAUAUUAGUUAAGCCUUGAGACAAUUGAGACAUGGAUUGUGUAUGUGUGCCAUUCAGGGGGUGAAUGGGCAAGAAAAAAGAUUGAUGUGCCUUUGAACGGGAGAUGGUAGUAGGUGCCAAGCGCACCGGUUUGAGUGUGUCAAGAACUGCAACGCUGCUGGGUUUUUCACGCUCAACAGUUUCCCGUGUGCAUCAAGAAUGGUCCACCUCCCAAAGGACAUCCAGCCAACUUGACACAACUGUGGAAAGCAUUGGAGUCAACAUGAGCCAGCAUCCCUGUGGAACGCUUUUGACACCUUGUAGAGUCCAUGCCCCGACGAAUUUGAAGCUGUUCUGAGGGCAAAAGGGGGUGCAACUCAAUAUUAGGAAGGUGUAUGUGUUAUCCUGUAGGGCUGGGAAUUGCCAGGGGCCUCACGAUACGAUAUUAUCAUGAUACUUAGGUGCCAAUACGAUAUGUAUUGCGAUUCUCACCAGUCCCUCAUCACUACUAGUCAGUGUGAGAGUGUGUGUCCUUUCAUUGAAGGCAGGUCAUCAUCACUUGGACUUUAGGUGAGAGAAAUACACGUGUAUGUGUGUUAGUCAGUGUGUGUGAGUGUGUGUACAUAUGCUGAAGGAGUGACUGGAUGAAGGUAUGUCAUCACUUGGUAUGUGUGUAUUAGUCAGUGUGUGUGAAACUGUGUGGCAAGUGGUCAUUACUUUUGGGUGUUAGAAAUGAUAUACAACAGCAACAUGACUCAACAGGGAAAAUACAUUAUCACCACCAGCUCUCAGCUCUGUACAUGUAUCACCAGAGCCUGAAAAGCAGAGAGAAAGAUGGAGAAUUUCACGGCUGUCUUCCCGUGUAACAAACUUCACAGGUUCAUCAGCCUCCCCCUCUAGUGUUCAGAUUGUAGAUUUUACAGUGUGAAAAACACAAUGAGGUUCUGAUGUUCCUCUCUCAGCUCCUAAUUAGAAAAGUGGGUCUGUCUCUGUCUCUCACUUCCUUCCGGUCUUCUCACCUUGGUGGGGCUCUGUCUAAAAAACAAAUGUAUUUAACAUUUAUGUGGUAAUAUUUGACAUAUAUGCAUAUUAUAUAUAACUCACACCAAACACAAAAAGGCAUUCAGACAUGCAGGAUACACGGUGCUCUCGGCCCCAGCCACUACAGAUCAGGAGCUUUAAUUCCCACCCCUCGGCUACUCUCUGCUGCUUUGCAUGUUAGUCAUAUUGUAAUUUGUAACACUAACUUGAACAGGCAGUCGUGUUCAAGCUGUAAAGUUAUACAGCCCUGCUUUGUUGCUAUGCUGCUUCCGUAGCCACACGAGCUGGCUGUUGCAUUGUGGGAAGAGUAGUUUCAGUUUCAAGCUCUAACAGACUUCUGUGGACAAGACUUUAGUAUAGAUGUAGCCAACCUCUUUUUGUAACAUGGUCACGUGUUGUAUUGCUUGUCACAUUAACAGUGUUGUGUAGUUGCUAUCCUGACUGUAGUUAUGUGUGUGUGCUGCUAGUUGUUACUGAAAAUAAGGAAGUGUAAUGCGAACAUGACCUUUGUGCAUCAAACACAAAUGGUUAGACACACACACGCGCGCACACACAUACACACACACACAGCGGGAAGAAGAGAACAGACACACACAGACAGAAGAGGGGAGGAGUGGAGGACAGGUGGGUUAGAAGGAAAGAGAGAGAAUGAGAAGAACAGAGAAAUCUAUGAAUAGUUUAACCAGUAUAUGCUUGAGGGGCUAGUGUGUUUUUCAUUCCUGUUAGUGGUGGUGUGCAGACCCUUAGUUUACCUUUUAAAGGUGCUCUCUCUCUCUCUCUAGUUCAUUAUCUAAUUGAGGAACAGUGUAUGGUAUGACAUAUUCAGAGUAAACACUAGUGUUGCUAUGAUCAUUCUGGGGGGAUAGAGAUGUGACAUUAGAUUGAGGCAAGGAGAGUUAUAGUACAAUUUUAAAAGAUGAAUACUAAGUAUUUUUAUUGCGUUAACAUUUAUAAAGUAUCUCUAUCUGUAAGAGAUUCCGGCCUGUCAGCAAUUAUUGUUCCUGUCUGUCUCUUGCUUUCACUGUUUUAUGAAAAGAGCCACAAAAAGGAAGGAAGGAGCGCGAGUGUCUCAGAACGACAGAGAGAGAAAACGAGAAAAGAGGGGAGGGACAUAUAUGAACCUGUCAGCAAGAGUGUUGCUUGUUUUCAGAAGGAGCUGAGAACAGUAAGAUGUGUUUACUUUUCUACCUAACGUGAGAUAUAUAGAGAAGGAGAAAGAGAGGAAAGGUUUGAUGAACAGAUGAGUGUGGGAGUAAAAGAGGAAGGGAAGACAGGUUGAUCGGAGGGGUGGUCUUUGCGUAUGUGAUGUUGAAUGAGAGAAAUAAAGGGAGAAAUACAGCAAACUAAUGUGUGGAGGAAGGCAGUUAGAGAGAGAGAAAGGGAUGAUAAUGGAAGUAAAACAAGAUUGUUUAGGAGUACAUUUGCAUUUACUUAAUAACUGGCAAGAUGUUGCAAAUUUAGAAAGGGCAUGAAGAUGUCUCAGUUACAAUGUACAGUAUUUGUUACAUGACCAUGCAUUACAAUUUGCUAGCCUUGAGGUUGUACCUGUAAGUGUACCCUCAUUAUCCUGUCUCCUUCUCUUUGGGCCCAGAAGAAGUGAAGGUGAAAAUGGUUCGGUGAGUUGAACUCCCCCCUCUCAAGACUCUUACACUCAGUUGCUCAACCCUGGUCUUGAUCUGCCUUUGCCUAACGCGUGAUGUCAACUUCUCUCUUUCUUUUCCUUGUUCUCUCCGUUCCUUUACCAUCAGUACUUUGUCCUUUAGUCUUUUCUGCUGUCUUGUGUGUUCAUGCGUAACGUUUUGUUUUUAAACUCUAAGAAUUCCCAGCUAUUUUGCAGUAGUUUUUCAAAUUCUUGAAAUGUUGCCCAAUUCUGACUGAUUCUACAUUUGCAUCCUACUGUUAGUCUAUCAAUAACUUGACCAUGUCUUGUGUAGCUAGCUACAUCUACACUGAAACCUGGCAACAGAUAUCAAUGUGAUGGUCCACUUGCGAGUGAGAGGUUGUCGAAAGAAAGAUAAUAGAUUGUACAUUUACAAUCAUCAAUCAUUCCCUUUAAUUUAGAAAGCAUUAUCAGUCCUACCUCUCAGACGUGUGAUACUAUACAGUGAGGGAUAAAAGUAUUUGAUCCCCUGCUGAUUUUGUACGUUUGUCCACUGACAAAGAAUUGAUCAGUCUAUCAUUUUAAUGGUAGGUUUAUUUGAACAGUGAGAGACAGAAUAACAACAACAAAAUCCAGAAAAACGCAUGUCAAAAAUGUUAUAAAUUGAUUUGCAUUUUAAUGAGGGAAAUAAGUAUUUGACCCCCUCUCAAUCAGAAAGAUUUCUGGCUCCCAGGUGUCUUUUAUACAGGUAACGAGCUGAGAUUAGAAGCACACUCUUAAAGGGAGUGCUCCUAAUCUCAGCUUGUUACCUGUAUAAAAGACACCUGUCCACAGAAGCAAUCAAUCAAUCAGAUUCCAAACUCUCCACCAUGGCCAAGACCAAAGAUCUCUCCAAGGAUGUCAGGGACAAGAUUGUAGACCUACACAAGGCUGGAAUGGGCUACAAGACCAUCGCCAAGCAGCUUGGUGAGAAGGUGACAACAGUUGGUGCGAUUAUUCGCAAAUGGAAGAAACACAAAAUAACUGUCAAUCUCCCUCGGCCUGGGGCUCCAUGCAAGAUCUCACCUCGUGGAGUUGCAAUGAUCAUGAGAACGGUGAGGAAUCAGCCCAGAACUACACGGGAGGAUCUUGUCAAUGAUCUCAAGGCAGCUGGGACCAUAGUCACCAAGAAAACAAUUGGUAACACACUACGCCGUGAAGGACUGAAAUCCUGCAGCGCCCGCAAGGUCCCCCUGCUCAAGAAAGCACAUAUACAGGCCCGUCUGAAGUUUGCCAAUGAACAUCUGAAUGAUUCAGAGGAGAACUGGGUGAAAGUGUUGUGGUCAGAUGAGACCAAAAUGGAGCUCUUUGGCAUCAACUCAACUCGCUGUGUUUGGAGGAGGAGGAAUGCUGCCUAUGACCCCAAGAACACCAUCCCCACCGUCAAACAUGGAGGUGGAAAGAUUAUGCUUUGGGGGUGUUUUUCUGCUAAGGGGACAGGACAACUUCACCGCAUGAAAGGGACGAUGGACAGGGCCAUGUACCGUCAAAUCUUGGGUGAGAACCUCCUUCCCUCAGCCAGGGCAUUGAAAAUGGGUCGUGGCUGGGUAUUCCCACAUGACAAUGACCCAAAACACACGGCCAAGGCAACAAAGGAGUGGCUCAAGAAGAAGCACAUUAAGGUCCUGGAGUGGCCUAGCCAGUCUCCAGACCUUAAUCCCAUAGAAAAUCUGUGGAGGGAGCUGAAGGUUCGAGUUGCCAAACGUCAGCCUCGAAACCUUAAUGACUUGGAGAAGAUCUGCAAAAAGGAGUGGGACAAAAUCCCUCCUGAGAUGUGUGCAAACCUGGUGGCCAACUACAAGAAACGUCUGACCUCUGUGAUUGCCAACAAGGGUUUUGCCACCAAGUACUAAGUCAUGUUUUGCAGAGGGGUCAAAUACUUAUUUCCCUAAUUAAAAUGGAAAUCAAUUUAUAACAUUUUUGACAUGUGUUUUUCUGGAUUUUUUUGUUGUUAUUCUGUCUCUCAUUGUUCAAAUAAACCUACCAUUAAAAUUAUAGACUGAUCCUUUCUUUGUCAGUGGGCAAACGUACAAAAUCAGCAUGGGACCAAAUACUUUUUUCCCUCACUGUACUUAGUAACAGGUCGUUCUGUAGAAUAAGCUAGUAUAGUAGCCACUGAAUGAAAAGCUGGUGCGUUGUGGUGAGGUGUGUUCUGUGGGUUUGUAAGUAGGUGGUCUGUCUGUCAUCUCUUAGGCCUUAUGCAGGCUUUACCAUUCAAAUGUUAUGCUAGUUCUUUGCCUUGAAACAAUAUUGUAUACUUGUGAACUUCAAAAAGGUUGCAAUAAUGCUGUGAAGACUACUCUCUACCUAGUACUAUGUUAAUCUAUGACCUGAUAAUGGUAUGCAGGGUUUUGAAAUGGGAUUAAACAGACACACUGUGAUUUAACUAAUCUUUAUUACCACGUCUCAUAUAAUUUCCCACUGAGGGAAGAAACUGAGUAUCAAAGAGAUGAUGUGGCUCAGUGGACAGGUGUGUGUGUGGUUUGUAUAUACUGUACAGUCAUGGUCAAACAUUUUGAGAAUGACACAAGUAUUGGUCUUCACAAAGUUCGCUGCUUCAGUGUUAUGAGAUAUUUUUGUCAGAUGUUACUAUGGUAUACUGAAUUAUAAUUACAAGCAUUCCAUAAGUGUCAAAGGCUUUUAUUGACAAUUACAUUAAGUUUAUGCAAAGAGUCAAUAUUUGCAGUGUUGACCCUUCUUUUUCAAGACCUCUGCAAUCCGCCCUGGCAUGCUGUCAAUUAACUUAUGGGCCACAUCCUGACUGAUGGCAGCCCAUUCUUGCAUAAUCAAUGCUUGGAGUUUCUCAGAAUUUGUGGGAUUUUGUUUGUCCACUCGCCUCUUGAGGAUCGACCACAAGUUUUCAAUAGGAUUAUGGUCUGGGGAGUUUCCUGGCCAUGGACCCAAAAUGUCAAUGUUUUGUUCCACAAGCCACUUAGUUAUCACUUUUGCCUUAUGGCAAGGUGCUCCAUCAUGCUGGAAAAGGCAUUGGUCGUCACCAAACUGUUCUUGGAUGGUUGGGAGAAGUUGCUCUCGAAGGAUGUGUUGGUACCAUUCUUUAUUCAUGGCUGUGUUCUUAGGCAAAAUUGUGAGUGAGCCCACUCCCUUGGCUGAGAAGCAACCCCACACAUGAAUGGUCUCAGGAUGCUUUACUGUUGGCAUGACACAGGACUGAUGGUAGCGCUCACCUUGUCUUCUCCGGACAAGGUGUUUUCCGGAUGCCCCAAACAAUCGGAAAGGGGAUUCAUCAGAGAAAAUGACUUUACCCCAGUCCUCAGCAGUCCAAUCCCUGUACCUUUUGCAGAAUAUCAGUCUGUCCCUGAUAUUUUUCCUGGAGAGAAGUGUCUUCUUUGCUGCCCUUCUUGACACCAGGCCAUCCUCCAAAAGUCUUCGCCGCACUGUGCGUGCAGAUGCACUCACACCUGCCUGCUGCCAUUCCUGAGCAAGCUCUGCACUAGUGGUGCCCCGAUCCCACAGCUGAAUAAACUUUAGGAGGGUCCUGGCGCUUGCUGGACUUUCUUGGGCGCCCUGACUCCUCCUUCACAACAUUUGAACCUCUCUCUUUGAAGUUCUUGAUGAUCCGAUAAAUGGUUGAUUUAGGUCGAAUCUUACUAGCAGCAAUAUCCUUGCCUGUGAAGCCCUUUUUGUGCAAAGCAAUGAUGACAGCACGUGUUUCCUUGCAGGUAACCAUGGUUAACAGAGGAAGAACAAUGAUUUCAAGCACCACCCUCCUUUUAAAGCUUCCAGUCUGUUAUUCUAACUCAAUCAGCAUGACAGAGUGAUCUCCAGCCUUGUCCUCGUCAACACUCUCACCUGUGUUAACGAGAGAAUCACUGACAUGAUGGCAGCUGGUCCUUUUGUGGCAGGGCUGAAAUGCAGUGGAAAUGUUUUUUGGGGAUUAAGUUCAUUUUCAUGGCAAAUCACUCUUCAUAACAUUCUGGAGUAUAUGCAAAUUGCCAUCAUCAAAACUGAGGCAACAGACUUUGUGAAAAUUAGUAUGUGUGUCAUUCUCAAAACUUUUGACCACGACUGUAUGUAUAUGUGUGUAAUGUGUUUCUCUCUGUGUAUCCAGGUGGUUCCACAGGGAUAUCUCUGGCGUGGAGGCUGAGUCUGUUUUGAAGACCCGAGGCGUCCAUGGCAGCUUCCUGGCCCGACCCAGCAGGAAGAACCAGGGAGACUUCUCUCUCUCUGUCAGGUAGGAAUACACUCCAUAUCUUUCUUUGUCCUUAUCUCUCUCUCUCUCUGUCUGUCAGCUAGGAUAUCCUCUCUCUCUCUUUCUCCUUCUCUCUCCGUCAGGUAGGAUAGGAACACUUUCUAUCUCUCUCUUUCUUCUUCUCUCUCUCUCUCCGUUAGCUAGGACAUCCUCCAUCUCUCUCUUUCUCCUCCUUUCUCUCUGUCAGGUAGAGGUACACUCCAUCUCUUUUUCUCCUUCUUUGUCUCUCCUUCUCUCAACCUACAGUGUCUUCGGAAAGUAUUCAAACCCCUUGAACUUUUCCACAUAGACUUUUUCCACAUUUUGUUGUGUUACAAAGAGGGAUUCAAAUAGAUUUAAUUGUUAUUUUAUGUAAUCAUUGCUAGACAACCAUUUUCAGGUCUUGCCAUAGAUUAUCAAGCAGAUUUAAGUCAAAACUGUAACUAGGCCACUCAGGAACAUUCACUGUCCUUUUGGUAAGCAACUCCAGUGAAGAUUUGGUCUUGUAUUUUAGGUUAUUGUACUUCUGAAAGCUAAAUUCCUCUCUCAGUGUCUGGUAGAAAGCAGACUGAACCAGGCAUUCCUCUAGGAAUUUGCUUGUGCUUAGCUCCAUUCCUUUUCUUUUUUAUCCUGAAAAACUCCCCAGUCUUUAACGAUUACAAGCAUACAUAUAACAUGAUGCAGCCACCACUAUGCUUGAAAAUGUGGAGAGUGGUACUCAGUAAUGUGUUGUAUUGGAUUUGCCCCAAACAUAACAUUACCUUGUUGCAAACAAGAUGCAUGUUUUGGAAUACUUUUUUUCCUUUACAGGCUUCCUUCUUUUCACUCUGUCAAUUAGUUUAGUAUUGUGGAGUAACUGCAAUGUUGUUGAUCCAUCCUCCGUUUUCUCAUUCAGUGGGGAAAAAAAGUAUUUAGUCAGCCACCAAUUGUGCAAGUUCUCCCACUUAAAAAGAUGAGAGAGGCCUGUAAUUUUCAUCAUAGGUACACGUCAACUAUGACAGACAAAUUGAGAAAAAAAUAUCCAGAAAAUCACAUUGUAGGAUUUUUUAUGAAUUUAUUUGCAAAUUAUGGUGGAAAAUAAGUAUUUGGUCACCUACAAACAAGCAAGAUUUCUGGCUCUCACAGACCUGUAACUUCUUCUUUAAGGGGCUCCUCUGUCCUCCACUCGUUACCUGUAUUAAUGGCACCUGUUUGAACUUGUUAUCAGUAUAAAAGACACCUGUCCACAACCUCAAACAGUCACACUCCAAACUCCACUAUGGCCAAGACCAAAGAGCUGUCAAAGGACACCAGAAACAAAAUUGUAGACCUGCACCAGGCUGGGAAGACUGAAUCUGCAAUAGGUAAGCAGCUUGGUUUGAAGAAAUCAACUGUGGGAGCAAUUAUUAGGAAAUGGAAGACAUACAAGACCACUGAUAAUCUCCCUCGAUCUGGGGCUCCACGCAAGAUCUCACCCCGUGGGGUCAAAAUGAUCACAAGAACGGUGAGCAAAAAUCCCAGAACCACACGGGGGGACAUAGUGAAUGACCUGCAGAGAGCUGGGACCAAAGUAACAAAGCCUACCAUCAGUAACAUACUACGCCGCCAGGGACUCAAAUCCUGCAGUGCCAGACGUGUCCCCCUGCUUAAGCCAGUACAUGUCCAGGCCUGUCUGAAGAUUGCUAGAGUGCAUUUGGAUGAUCCAGAAGAGGAUUGGGAGAAUGUCAUAUGGUCAGAUGAAACCAAAAUAUAACUUUUUGGUAAAAACUCAACUCGUCGUGUUUGGAGGACAAAGAAUGCUGAGUUGCAUCCAAAGAACACCAUACCUACUGUGAAGCAUGGGGGUGGAAACAUCAUGCUUUGGGGCUGUUUUUCUGCAAAGGGACCAGGACGACUGAUCCGUAUAAAGGAAAGAAUGAAUGGGGCCAUGUAUCGUGAGAUUUUGAGUGAAAACCUCCUUCCAUCAGCAAGGGCAUUGAAGAUGAAACGUGGCUGGGUCUUUCAGCAUGACAAUGAUCCCAAACACACCGCCCGGGCAACGAAGGAGUGGCUUUGUAAGAAGCAUUUCAAGGUCCUGGAGUGGCCUAGCCAGUCUCCAGAUCUCAACCCCAUAGAAAAUCUUUGGAGGGAGUUGAAAGUCUGUGUUGCCCAGCGACAGCCCCAAAACAUCACUGCUCUAGAGGAGAUCUGCAUGGAGGAAUGGGCCAAAAUAGUGUGUGAAAACCGUGUGAAGACUUACAGAAAACGUUUGAACUGUGUCAUUGCCAACAAAGGGUAUAUAACAAAGUAUUGAGAAACUUUUGUUAUUGACCAAAUACUUAUUUUCCACCAUAAUUUGCAAAUAAAUAAAUUAAAAAUCCUACAAUGUGAUUUUCUGGAUUUUUUUUCCUCAUUUUGUCUGUCAUAGUUGACGUGUACAUAUGAUGAAAAUUACAGGCCUCUCAUCUUUUUAAGUGGGAGAACUUGCACAAUUGGUGGCUGACUAAAUACUUUUUUUCCCCACUGUAUCACAGCCAUUAAACUCUGUAACUGUUUUAAAGUCACCAUUGGCCUCAUGGUGAAAUCCCUGAGCGGUUUCCUUCCUCUCCAGCAACUGAGUUAGGAAGUACGCUUGUAUCUUUGUAGCUACUGGGUGUAUUGAUACACCAUCCAAAGUGUCAUUAAUAACUUCACCAUGCUCAAAGGAAUAUUAAACGUCUGCUUUUUUCAUUUUUACCCAUCUACCAAUAGGUGCCCUUCUUUGUGAGGCAUUGGAAAACCUCCCUGGUCUUUGUGGUUGAAUCUGUGUUUGAAAUUCACUGCUCGACUGAGGGACCAUACAGAUAAUUGUAUGUGUGGGGUACAGAAAUGAGGUAGUCAUUCAAAAAUCAUGUUAAACACUAUUAUUGCACACAGAGUAAGUCCAUGCAACUUAUGUGACUUGGUAAGCACAUUUUUACUCCUGAACUUAUUAAGGCUUGCCAUAACAAAGGGGUUGAAUUCUUAUUGACUCAAGACAUUUCAGCUUUUUAUUUGUAAAUAAUUUGUCAAACAUUUGAAAAACAUAAUUCCACUUUGAUAUUAUGGGGUAUUGUGUGUAUUCCAGUGACCAAAAAAAAAUCGACAUUUAAUAAAAUGUAAUACAUUUGAAUUUCAGGAUCUAACAACUAAAUGUGGAAAAAGUCAAGGGGUGUGAAUACUUUCUGAAGGCACUGUAUGUUAACCCAAAGCGUUUCGCUACACCCGCAAUAACAUCUGCUAAAUAUGUGACCAAUAAAAAUUGAUUUGAUCAAAUUUGAUUUACAGUAUAUCAUCUCUACUCACUCGUCCUUUCCUCUCUCCUUAUCUUGCCCUCCGUCAGGUACAGAUACACUGCAUCUCUCGUUCUCUCCUUUUUUUUUUAAAUAAUUUUUUUACUUAAAACUAGCUUAGGAAGAAUUGUCUACUGUCACUGACUGGCCCAUGAAUGUCCUCUGAUCUUUGACCCCAGGGUGGGUGAGCUGGUGACCCACAUCCGUAUCCAAAACACAGGGGACUUCUACGACCUGUAUGGAGGGGAGAAGUUUGCCACGUUGUCCGAGCUGGUGGAGUACUACACUGCAGAGAACGGGAUCCUGCAGGACAAAGAUGGCACCAUCAUCGAGCUCAAAUACCCCCUCAACUGCUCCGACCCCACCACUGAGAGGUCAGUGCACUCUCAUCUCUAACCUUUACCCUUUACCCUUUACCCCUAAUACCACCAGAGUCAGUCAGUCAAGUCCGUGUACUCUUGCCUCAAACCGCUAACCCAUAACUUUACCAUUCAGAGGCCUGUGCUCUUCUUUCAAACUGCAUGUCUAUCAAACUGAAGCAGAUCAUAUCAAAUGCUCCUGAGACAUUUAACAUCCAGGCAUUUUGCAAUUAAUAAUUUGCUAAAUGUUUAUGUUGAGGAUCAUAAGGCUUUCAGAAGGAAAGGUAAUUCUUUGGCCUUUACUUUGAGGCGUAUGCGUGCGUGCGUGCGUGCGUGUGUAAAUCCCUCAUGUUCUGCCCUCACUGCCCCUCCUUUCGCCGCUCUCUUUUCUCUCUCUCCCUCUGUCAGUUUGACUUCCCUUUCUUGCUGCGGUUGGAAACUUUAGGUUUUGACACAUUUGAAAACAGUGACCAGAACCACCUUACCUUCCUCUCCUAACCUCCAUCUCAGUCUUGCUCUGUUUUAGUCUUUCUGAUCUCUUUCUCGAUACCCAUAUCACAGGUUCUGCUGUGAUGGUAUGCUUUAUAGUUCAAUGUUAAUGCAGAUGUGUCAGGCUAUGAUAAUUAUGCCUCUAACUUUCUCACUCAUCAUUAUUCACAAUUCAUUCAUGAUUAUCCGUAAUCAUGGUAGCAUCCACAUUAAUGUAGAAGUGUUUAGAAACAUAUUAUAUUCUUAUUUACAAUAAAAGUGACUCCAAAAAGACAAAAUACAUGAUUUACCAUUAAUUUCUAUUGUUCACAAAAUAAUCUGAAACACAACCAAAACAAACUGCAAAUGCAUCCAACAAAUAAGUAGUCACAAGCUUGAUGUAGUCAUUGCAUGCUAGGAAUAUGGGGCCUAAACUUAACUACUUUAAUACACAUAAGUGAAUUAGGGGGGACUAUGUAAAAAAAGUGCUGCAAUUUCUAAACGGUUCACCCGAUAUGGAUGAAAAUACCUUCAAAUUCUGCACUUUAACCUCAUAGUCAUUGUAUCACUUCAAAUCCAAAGUGCUGGAGUACAGAGCAAAUCAAUAAAUAUAGUGUCGCUGUCCAAAUACUUUGACCUCACUGUAUAUCGAAUUUGGCAGAUGCAUCCACGCUACUGUGUCUAUCUCUAUUCCUAGAAAGGAGGAUAACUGAAGUAGUAUUUCAUGCAAGUGGAGGACACCCCCAACAUAGCAGUAUUCUUAUCUGGGUUAGAGUUUUAGUACAUUCUACAGAGAUAGAUAACUUUGUGAAUGUACAGUUAUUCAUACUGUGAUAAAUUGUCUGGUAAACAGAUUCAUCCAGGGCCAAGAACAUGACAGAACAUAGUGUUAUAAAGAGGAGGGAGGGGGGGGGGGGGGUGGGGGGGGGGUUGUGUGAGGCUCAGGCUAUAAAUAUCCUGUUGUCUUGAGCAACGAAAUCUUGUCAUCAGAAUUUUCCGACUGCAAAGCAGGAAGUUCAGAUGAAGAAAUCGAGAACUGUGCCUAAAUUUAAACAGCAGGCAGCACUCAGAGACGAUCUCCAUACUAACAGUGUAAACUCUCCCAGAGACAGUUACAUGCAUGCAAACACACAUUCACACACACUAUACUCACAGGACAGAAAUACUUGCAUAAACCCACAUACAGUGCAUCUGUACAGGCCGUAAAUACACAUUAGUAACCAAAAUGUCCACAACCAUUUAUUAAAGUCCUCUACCACUUUGCAACACAGUUACAGUACAUUAACGCUCGCUUUCACCGUCUGUCCGGUAGCACUGAACAGGCUGCACACCGUACUUUUACAGUAUAGUACUAUACAGACCUGUUCUAACACACCGGCUUCUGCUUUAUGUGCUGCUUAUCAUAACUAUGAUUAGCUGAAUCAUGUGUUAGAGCAGGGCUGGAGCAAAAGCCUGUACACACAGCAGUUCUCCAGGAGGAGGGUUGUCCAACCCUGGUGUAGGGCAUAGUGAUGUCUCCAUUAGAGCUUCAUUGACCCCUUCUCUAUCAUACACCAUACAGGUGGUAUCACGGACACAUGUCAGGCCCCAACGCAGAGAAGUUGCUAUGGGAACGGGAUGAGCCGGGCACCUUCCUGAUGCGUGAGUCUCUGUCCAAACCUGGAGACUUUGUUCUGUCUGUUCUGACUGAGGAGAAGAGCAAGGCAUCCAACAGAGGGAGGAGGGUCUCACACAUCAAGAUCAUGUGUCAGGUGUGUGUGUAUGUGUGUUUGUAUGUGUGUGUGUGCGUGCGUGCAUGAGUGUGUGCGAGCGUGUGAGAAUGUUUGUGUGGUUUUCUCUCUCUAACUCACAUUCACUAUUAUAAUUCACAUUGCAAUCUUUGCUAUAGUUUUUCCCAUAUCUGA